UGAGAAAUUAUCACAAUUAAUACUCAGUACUUAUCAGAUUGCCUGAACAUGAAUCCAGAAGAAGAAGAAAUCGUCAACAUCACUCAGAACCUUAUUGAAAUAAUCAACAAGGGUGAUUAUGAAGGCUACACAAAUAUUUGUGACAUCAAUCUUACAGCAUUUGAGCCAGAGUCGCUUGGUAACAUUGUUGUUGGCAUGCCGUUUCACAAGUUUUACUUUGAUAACGUUAUCGGUUACAAGUCGAUAAAUAAUACAUUGGUAAAUCCUAAAGUUCAUUUACUUGGAGAUAGUGCAGCAUGUAUUGCAUAUGUUCGGCUGACGCAAUUUAUCGACAAACAAGGACAUUGUCAUACUCAUCAGAGUGAAGAGACAAGAGUAUGGCACAAGAAAAGCAUUGAAUGGCGUUGUGUUCAUUUACAUCGCAGUUAUACUGGAAAUGCAAGUUCGAUGACACCCUACAAUGGCAAAUAGUUCAAUUUUCAAUAUGAUCCUCGCUACCAAAGUUGAAUCACAUGAAGCACAAUCAAGUCAUUGUUUAUGUAAAAUACAGUAAAAUAAUAAAGAAUCGGGUGACAUAAAUAGAAAUUAAAGUGGAUUCGCAUGAUUGAGUUGAGCAAUAAAUUCGAGUUCUGUGUAUUGAAUUA
This is a messenger RNA of Chironomus riparius, 644 nucleotides long. Lineage: Eukaryota; Metazoa; Arthropoda; Insecta; Diptera; Chironomidae. The record is from the annotation of a GenBank genome assembly.